Lactuca sativa (garden lettuce) is the source of this 441-nucleotide messenger RNA. RefSeq lists its product as uncharacterized. The record is from RefSeq and is a predicted model, not a curated record. NCBI's taxonomy places the organism in Eukaryota, Viridiplantae, Streptophyta, Magnoliopsida, Asterales, Asteraceae.
CUUGCAUGCAUUCAAGCCUUUUACAUACUUUCACUUCUAUUACAAAUUUACAACAACUUACAUUAAUCUUAUCGGAAAAUUUGUUCAUACAUGGCAAUGAUGGAGUUUUCGUUCGAAGAUGUGUUGAUGAAGGGUACGCUUUUCGUGAUUGUUCAAGCUCUGAUUUAUUUAAUCCUUUCGAAUUCGUCUGAUGUGUUCUCGAAGACGAAGAUGGUGAGAUCGUUUAGCUUCAAACCUGCACGAUCUGUUAGUAUUCGCCGGAUGUUUGCUGCCAUAGCUGAUAUGCCUGCCGGAGGCGAGGCGUCUCCGUCGUCAUCGAGAAGGGGGUUUCCGUUCUCCUCGUCGGAGGAUGAUUUCAAUAAAUUUGAUUAGAUUUUGGAUGGUGUUAGUGGGUGUGGGUGUAUUCAUUUAUUUUAAUCAAUUCUUUAAUUGUUUUAUGGA